Molecule: messenger RNA, 840 nt
Organism: Mesorhabditis belari
Lineage: Eukaryota; Metazoa; Nematoda; Chromadorea; Rhabditida; Rhabditidae
Source: the annotation of a GenBank genome assembly
AUGUUCUGGACACCAAAUAUCAAAAAGGAGCAACUUGUUAAGCUAACAAUCGGCCUAACAAGUCUUGUCUCAAUGACAGUUCUAUUGGAAAUGCUUUCGGAUGCCAUCCCGAAGACCUCUGUGUUUCCAUUACUUGGGAUUUAUGUGGAGACAAUUCAAAAGAAUGAACGCCCAACAACGACGCAAUGACUUUAUGCAUUGUUGAUCUAUAUAGAAGAGAAAUAUUGGAGCCCAUUUCCUGUCGAUGUUGGGACUCCUGACUACGAAGGCGGAAAUGUCACCAUUAUCGAGAUCAACGGCACUGAGAUUGCCGUCGAUGCGCCAAUUAGUCAGUCAACAAAUUCGGCGAAUCCGUAUCAAUUAGAUGACGACAUCGCCAAUAUGAUUACAACGGUUACUCUUGUGGUGAUUGCUCUAAGCCUCAUCACCACUUCAUUGGCCGCUUUCUUUGCGGCCACCAAUGAUCGAUUGGCAUGGCCGAUACGCUUAUUGAUCACCGCGGAGAACGUGAAUAAGCUGCUCUACGCCAUUUGCUUUGUGCCGGUGAAAUUCUGCAAUAUGUCGUGGGUCGAUCCAGCUAUAUGUCCUUAUGAGCUAUACAUGAUCUUUUACACCAUGCUCUGGUACCCUGAUAAUUAUGGGUUAAUCGACAUUGCACAGUAUUGUCAGUGUCUCGUUUCGUUGAGCGAAGCGUAUAAAAUUUUUUACAAUUUGCAAGAUUUCAUCACGGCGCUUUUAUGCAAUUUGGGCGGCAGUGCGAUUUGUGUGUUCUGCCUUCGAAAGCCGAAGGAGCGAGUACAGAACGAGAGACCAGUAAUCGCCAUGUUUGUCCCAUCGAAA